This is a messenger RNA of Zeugodacus cucurbitae (melon fly), 603 nucleotides long. It is a transcript of the gene Ccdc56, whose product is annotated as cytochrome c oxidase assembly factor 3, mitochondrial. The transcript has 2 exons. Gene Ontology annotation, cellular component: mitochondrial inner membrane. Lineage: Eukaryota; Metazoa; Arthropoda; Insecta; Diptera; Tephritidae. Bases 66 to 335 code for a protein of 89 amino acids. The record is from RefSeq and is a predicted model, not a curated record. Gene Ontology annotation, biological process: mitochondrial respiratory chain complex IV assembly.
CACAAGUUUUUUCGAAAAAAAAACAGCAGCAGUCGUGAAAAUAUUCUUUACACACAGCAUAUACUAUGUCCGCUUCUGAUGGUCAAUUGCCCAAUAUCAAAUUCGAUGGUAAUGCACCGAAAUUGGAUAAAGCGCAACUGGAAUUUAUGAAAAUCAUCGAGCAGCAGAAUUUGGUGCGUGUGGAAAAAUUGCAGCGCAUACGUAGAAAUAACCUAAUCACAGCCGGCAUCUUGGGCGCCUCCGUAUUGGGUAUUUAUGCCUACUCAAUGCUAUCAGUGCAACAAGAGGAUUUUCUAGAUGAUUUUGAAGAGCCGAAAAAAGUUUCAAAGCAAUAAAAAGUAGUUACAUAAAGUUAUAUUUAGUUUUAAGACAAGCGACAGGCGAGCGAAAGCCAAAUAGUGUUUUUAUUGUUGUGUAAUUAAGGAUUAAUAUUGGAGUUCUAUAUUUGUUGUUGCAUAUAAGUAAUAUUUCAUCAGCAUGCCACAUGCUGCAGCACGCGUACUCACCGGCGGUGUGCGCCUACCGCCCAUGCCGACCAUACGCGAUCUCGUCAAACUCUAUAAAUUGCAAGCCAUUAAAUAUAUGAGUCAGAAUUUCAUUAUG